GUCCCCGCCCCGCCCGCUGACGUCACGCCGCGGUGAAGAUGGCGGCGGGCCCGGGUCGGGAUCUGUGAGCGCCCCGGGCCCGCCAACAUGAGCUGCUCGGCGGACGCCGUGAAGGACAGGCUGCUGUGGAACGUGAAGAAGGAGGUAAAGCAGAUCAUGGAAGAAGCUGUCACCCGGAAAUUUGUACAUGAAGACAGCAGUCACAUCAUCGCCUUAUGUGGUGUGGUGGAGGCGUGUCUCCUGCACAUGCUGAAGCGCAGGGCUGCCGGCUUCCUGCGCACCGACAAGGUGGCCGCGCUCUUCACCAAGGUGGGCAAGACCUGUGCCGUGGCUGGAGACGUCUGCAAGAAGGUGCAGGAGCUGCAGCAGCAGGUGGAGAGCAGGAAAAAUCAGCCAAAUGGGCAGGAACCCCUCAAAAGGCAGGGAUCAACCACAAGCAAAACACCUGUCCUGACACCUCAGGCCAUCAAGCACAUCUGGGUUCGGACAGCCUUGAUUGAGAAGGUGCUGGACAAGAUUGUGCAGUACAUUGUUGAUAACUGCAGUAAAUACUAUGAAAAGGAAGCUUUACUGGCAGAUCCUGUUUGUGGCCCAAUACUGGCUUCUCUUCUAGUUGGACCAUGUGCUCUGGAGUACACCAAGCUGAAGACAGCUGACCACUACUGGACAGACCCUUCGGCCGACGAGCUGGUGCAGCGGCACCGCAUCCACGGCGCCCACGGCCGCCAGGACUCGCCCUGCAAGCGCCCAGCCCUGGGAAUCCGGAAGCGCCACUCCAGCGGCAGCACGUCCGAGGAUCGCUUCGCCGCUUCGGCGCGCGAGUACGUGGAGUCCCUGCACCAGAACUCCCGCACCCACCUGCUCUACGGCAAGAACAACGUGCUGGUGCAGCCAAAAGAUGACUUGGAGGCAAUUCCUGGGUAUCUCUCACUUCAUCAAUCAGCAGAUAGUUUGACAUUAAAAUGGACUCCAAACCAGCUGAUGAAUGGAACCCUUGGAGAUUCAGAACUGGAGAAAAGUGUUUACUGGGACUAUGCAUUGAUUGUGCCACUGAGCCAGAUUGUCUGCAUCCACUGCCAUCAGCAACCAGAAAGCAGAUGGACCCUAGUGCUGGUGAGUCAGGAUGGCACCCAGAGGCCUCCACUGCACUUCCCCCAAGGAGGGCACCUUCUGGCCUUCCUGUCCUGCCUGGAAAAUGGGCUCCUGCCCCGUGGCCAGCUGGAGCCCCCGCUGUGGUCCCAGCAAGGCAAGGGCAAGGUGUUUCCAAAGCUUCGAAAACGGAACAGCAACAAAUCAGUGGACCUGGAGGAGAUGCCAGCUGAGGACACAUCCACAGACUAUGUCUUCAGAAUUAUUUAUCCUGGACACAAGCACGAUAAUAUAACUAUUAACUACCACCACUUAGCUGCCAGCCGCUCUACCUCUGUUGACGAUGAUGAGGAGGAGGAAGAUAAGCUCCACGCAAUGCUAUCAAUGAUCUGCUCUCGGAACCUCACAGCUCCUAAUAGGAUGAAAGACACCAGUGAGAUGAUAGAGAUGCAAGGCUUUGGGGCAAACCUGCUGUCGUGGCAGCUGGAGCACUGCAGCCAGGGCUCCUCCUGCAUCUCCUGCUCCAUGGGCAGCUCUCCCUACGACAUUCCCAGCUGCUGCAACUGCAUCCACGACCGAACUCCACUAAAGAUGUUGUGUGAAAGCAUGAAGAGGCAGAUCAUUUCCAGAGCCUUUUAUGGAUGGCUGGCUCACUGCCGCCACCUGUCCACGGUGCGCACGCACCUGUCGGCGCUGGUGAACCACAGCAUCGUGCCCCCCGACCGCCCCGCCAGCGCCGCCGCCGGCCUCACCAAGGAGGUCUGGAGCAAGUACCAGAAGGACAGGAAGAACUACAAGGAACUGGAAUUACUAAGAAGAGUUUACUAUGGUGGGGUCCAGCAUGAGAUUCGGAAGGAAGUGUGGCCAUUCUUGUUAGGUCACUACAAAUUUGGCAUGGCCAAGAAGGAGAUGGACCAGGUGGAUGCAGACAUUGCUCUGAGGUACCAGAAGGUGAUGGCUGAGUGGAAGGCCUGCGAGCUCAUUGUGAAGCAGCGCGAGAAGGAGUCGCACUCAGCCACGCUGGCCAAGUUCUCCUCGGGCAGCAGCAUUGACAGCCACGUGCAGCGCCUCAUCCACAGGGACUCCACCAUCAGCAAUGAUGUGUUUAUCUCUGUGGAUGAGACAGACUCGGUGGAGCAGGAGCCCAAGGGGCAGGAGGAGCCCACGCUGACAGCAGCAGCAGCCCCUGCAGCCGUGGAGUUCGACUCGCCCGACUCGGGGCUGCCGUCCUCCCGCAACUACUCGGUGACCUCGGGCAUCCUGUCCAGCAUCGACGACGGCCAGAGCGGCUCCUUCGAGGAGGGGGCAGAGGAGGAGGGCAGCACUGAGCUGGCAGGGACUGAGCUGGGCACACCCUGCGUGCAGAGAGCCAGGGCAGGGCUGCUGCAGGCCCAGGACUCUGUCUCAGAGGAGCAGCUGUGUUCCCAGGAUUAUUUAGUGGACGUCGCCUCCGUCUGCGCUGCGUCCUACACAAUAGAGUUAUUGGACACUGUUGCCUUAAAUUUGCACAGAAUUGAUAAAGAUGUCCAGAGAUGUGACAGGAAUUACUGGUAUUUUACUGCUGAGAACCUGGAGAAGCUCCGAAACGUCAUGUGCAGCUAUGUCUGGGAGCACCUAGAAGUUGGUUAUGUCCAAGGCAUGUGUGACCUCCUGGCUCCUUUGAUGGUUAUUCUUGACAAUGAUCAGCUGGCCUACAGCUGCUUCAGCCACCUGAUGAAGAGGAUGAGCCAGAACUUCCCCAACGGAGGUGCUAUGGACACACACUUUGCCAACAUGCGCUCCCUCAUCCAGAUUCUGGACUCAGAACUUUUUGAAUUGAUGCACCAGAAUGGAGAUUACACUCAUUUUUACUUCUGCUAUCGCUGGUUCCUACUUGACUUCAAGAGAGAAUUGUUGUACGAGGAUGUAUUUACAGUGUGGGAAGUUAUUUGGGCAGCAAAGCACAUCUCUUCAGAACAUUUUGUCCUUUUCAUUGCCUUAGCACUUGUGGAAGUUUAUCGAGAGAUUAUCCGUGAUAACAACAUGGACUUCACUGAUAUCAUCAAGUUUUUUAAUGAAAUGGCUGAGCACCACGAUGCUGCAGAGAUCCUGAGGAUAGCCAGAGACCUUGUCUACAAAGUGCAGACAUUGAUUGAGAACAAGUGACGUGGACAGGCUGUCCUGGGGCCUCACUGGGAGCCACUGGAUGGAGCAUUCCUUGCACUGGAAUUCCAAAUGGUGUUUUAACUGCAUCUUCCAUGUAAUGUAAUAAAUAGUGAGGAGAUGGUAACAGACUUUUAAAACCUGAACUUGCCCUUCACCAGAUGAGGUUGGUGUUUGAUAGUCCCUGUUACACUCACUUUGUAUUUCUAGACAAAAUCUUUUUGCAUUCUCUAUUUCCCUCUCUAGAAGACAUCUGUCUACAUCUUUGUGAUGUUGAAAGGGGGGAUUUGACAAAACUGCACCAUUUCUGUUUUGAAUCUCUGCACCUGUAAAGCCUGGAUGCACCCUGUGUGCUCUGCCUGAAGCUGCUGUGGAGGCAAGGCCAGGCCCACUGUGGCAAGCACUGGAUUGGGUCCUUGGAGGAGCACAGUCCUGGACUCGCUGUCUUUGCCUUGAACAUGGAAGAGAACGUGUCUGAGCCCACAUUGCUAAAAUGUUUGGCUUUGUAGUUAGCAGUAAUUAAAGCUGAUAAGGUUCCUGGCUGGGAGAAUGGCCUUAACCUAAAUGCCACAGUUCAUGGGAGCAGUGAGGAGCUCAUGAGCUAAAACCCCAGUUUGGCCUUGGCUGACUGGCUCACACUGCUCAGCCUUCAUGGCCCACACAGCCCUGCCUCUGUUUUGCUCUGCACACUGACCCUGUGCCCACUGCCAGCUGCCAGGCCCUGCUCUGUGCUGCUCAGGUGAGCAGGUUCAGGACCCUGCUCAGGCUGGCAGCUCCUGCUCCCUGUGCUGUGCAGAGCCAUGGAUUCACAGCCCGUGGAGGGCAGAGGGCAGUGCCCAGCCUCCUCCAGAUCCCUCCCUGCCCUGCAGAGCUUUCAGGGGGUCUCUGUGGGGUCCUGCAGACACAAACCAGGUGCUGGUCUCUGAGCAGGAUCAGCCCUGCCAGGGGAAGGAGCUGGAAUUGCUGGGGGGCUCCGAGUUGCUGCUGCAGCCCCUGCUGGGGUGUGGAGCCCUCCAUGUGCCCAGGACUGUCUGUGCCCUGUGCCCAGGGAGUGCCAGGGGCUGGUGGGGAACUGUGCUCCCAGCAGGGCUGCUGGCUCUGCUGGGGCUGCACAGGGCACAGCUCUCACCUGUGCUCUACUUGCUUUCCCCAGGUGAGUGCUGCUAGGUGAAAGUGUGUCUCUGGGUCAGCCAGGGGAGGGAGGGAGGAGGUUCUUGCUGAUGGAGUCAGCUGCAGAUUCCACAGAUAAGGAGCUGACACAGAAUGUCCUGCAGCCCCUAGCCCAGCCCUGCCCCCAGCCUGGACAGCCCCAGUCCCAGCAGUGCCCAACCCCCACAGCCCCCACGGCUGCUCUGCAGUCCCAGAAGUGCUCCAGGUGUGUCUGUCUGUUCUCUUGAAAACUGAAAAAGUAUUUUUUAAAAGAAUGAGAAGAGUGAGAAAAACCUCCAACUCCCAGAGGCUGGGAAGUGAUGGAUGUACAGAUAAUACUGUACUAUUUUCCUUUGGUAUGUUGGGAAUGUUCUGUACAGCUGUUUCACACAAACCCAAUCUGUGAACUUUGCUGUAUUUGUUAGAACAUUCUGUCUGAUUGGAUUUUAUCAAUGUUGUGUAUUAUUUAUUUUUGUUGGGAGCAGAUUAUUCUCUUUAUUGCUCAAUUAUUUAUGUUUAAAUGUAACUUAUGAAUAAAUACUUAUUGUCAAGGCAUCCCGUGGAGCUCUUUGGGAGCAAUUUCUCUCCCCCCAAGGUGAUUCCAGCAACGGAACAGGGAUGGAGGCUGUCUGGAGGACAGGGUGAGAUGUAAUUAAUGUUUCUCAGAUGAGCUUCAUAGGCUGUAGUGCUGAAGACAAUAAAUAGGUCACCAUGAAGGAGUCUCUUGAGGUCCCUUAAAUGGCUUUAAGGCAGCUUUCAUGUACCCACUGGCUGAGCCUGAGCCAGCCCAGCCCACCAACAGAAAAAGGCUUAUGACAAGUGUUAAAAAGUAAGAGUUUCAUCCUGAAAUUUUAGGCCUGAUUGUGCUGCAGCUGCAUUAAAUUCAGCUGAGCUGCUGGACUUCAGGAGGGAUCCUCCUCCAUCACUGCCAGUCCUUGUUCAAAGCCCUUAAACUCCUCCAGCUACAUCUCCUCUGCAGCAGGGCUGGUCCCUCCUCACUCUCACCUGCCUGCUUGGCUGCUACUGGCAGUUUUUGCAGCUGCUCCAGGUUUUUAAGCUAAAUAGGUCUGCCUGGAGAUGAGUCCCUGGGGAGUUAGGGAACAUUGCCCCAUUCCACCACAGAAAGUCCCAACAAAGGCCUCUGUGUGCUGGGGUGGGUGCAGCCCUCCCUCAGCCACUGCCCAUUACAGCUGCUAAUCAGGAACUUACCCCUAUCAGCAAGGAUCAGUGCAUCCAAAGACACGUUGGCCUAAACAAAGUUCCAGUGUCCUUGUGUGCUCUGCAUUCACCUGCUGCGUGGUGGGACUGGGCUGGGCAGGCACGUGAGCACCACAGUGGGGUUACAGCUGGCUCUGCUCCCUCUGUCCUUCCCACACAUCCCACCGGUCUCAGUAAUUUUAAUGCAGUUAUUUACACCCGUGGUGUCCCCCCAGCCCCUCUGCCUGAGCCCACCCGGGCUCCAGCCCCACCCUGACCUGCCCCAGCACCACCGUGGGGUUUGACUUGCCCAGUGCUGGAUGAUCAUCCACGUCCAUCAGUCCAGUGCUGGAGACAAGGGAGCAGAGCCUGGGCUGCAGCACCUGCAGGACAGAGAGCAGCUGCAUGUGAGCAGGGCUGGCCCAGCCUGCACAGCAGGGACAGUCCCAGCAGGAGGGGCCGGGCACGAGCUGCUCUGCUGGGACUCCUGUGCCCUGUGCAGGGCUGGCACAGCUCCUCAGCAGAAGGGCACAGCACAGGGCACUGUUUCCCAAGCUCUCACAGAUUCCUGAAGCUGCCAAGGCUUUGCUUUCCCCUGCAUGGCUCUGCUGGAUCCAGGCACGGCCCUCGGGCAGCUCCAGCCCCGCGGAUCCGUGAGUCUGGAGGGAAGGCACUGCUCUUGGAACUGGGAAAUCACAAACAAAGUGAGGGAUCUGCAUGCAAAGCACAGGGAAGCAAAUGCAGAAAUCUGUUUCUGAUUUCAGUGCAUGUUUAUUUCAGUUUUAUAUUUAUUUCAGGCAAGUGCUUAUUACAUGGAUAUCAUUCAUGUUGGAUACCUAAAUUCUGGAGCAUGAAGAGCCAGUAUUGUACAGCUGAAUAGUAAAAAUACAAUAUGUACAAAAUUAGUUGCUUUUUCACAUAGCAGAUGUAUCCAAACACAUAAAAAUCUUUACAGUCUAGUUUGUCAAUAUUCAGUAUUUCAGUAAAUUGGUAACACAGUGACACGUCCUCACUGUAAACACAGACUGCACCUGCCCAGGUGAGCGGGGGCUCCUGUGAGGUGCAGGGCAGGGACGGGGCUCCCAGUCAGCAGCUCCAGUGCCACAUUCCUGGCGGGGAGCACGGCGAGACACAAUAAAUAAAUAAAUGCUGGAGGCAGAGGGAGGGGGUGAAGGCAGUGACAGAGCAGGGGGUCCCCGCUCCCACCACCAGCGAUGCCCAGGCUGGGGCCUGACCAGAAGCCAAUAAAUCAGGGGGUGGUUGCAGUCAGUCCCUGAUUUCUCGCCCUGCCAAGCCCCCACACUUUUGGCUCAGGUUAAGGCGUAUCCGUAAGGCGUUGGCAGCAGCGGCCAGAGCUCCCCAUGGCCACAGCCCAGCAGCUCGGGGACCUGCCUGCCUGCCUGCCUGCCAGGGGAAACACAACAGGGAUGCCAGGCAGUCUGGGGCAUUUCCCUCCCACUCCCAAUUCCUACCCACAGCACAAGCAAUGGGCUGAGCCAAAGGGCCUCGCCCAGAGCCAGAGCAGAACCAGCCCUGCCGUGCUGGUGAGGAGCACACGACAUCCCAGCCCAGAGCAGCCCUGUCCCCACAGCAACACUGCAGGGACAGGGACCAGUGCAGCCUCCCUCCACUGCUCAGCAGCCCCAGGCAAGGACUGAGCCCUCCUGGCAACAGCCAAGCACAGCCUCUGCCAAGACUGCACCCACCCAGUGCUGGGCUCGGGCUGGUAUUUAAUAAUUCAAGUUUGGAUUAUCAAGUUCUGUUCAACAGGGACAGAAGAAGCCAUGACUGAUUCUAUCCACAGCCUAUUUUCCUUAACACUAAACAUCCACUUCUAACAACUGAUGUUUCACUCAGGGAGGAAAUAACCUAAAGAUAGUGUUAUAAUCCAUUUUAAUCUGUCCCAAAUGAUAACAAGGGAUAGAAAACAGGCCAUAAGUAUGAGGGUUUUCCUCUCCUCAUCCCCAUAGCUUUUAGAAUCAAAAUGAGACUGGAAUGAACAACUGUUCAGAAAAACACAUGCCAAGUCUCAGAGAAGCCUCACCUGGGGGUGCUCAGAGCUGCCCACCUCCACUCCAGCUCCACCAGCCCUCUGCAGCAGCCACGUAUCUAACUGAGCUAAUUAAACAAGUGCCUGAACACCGAGACAGGCUGAGCCAAAGUCCUGCUCGGGGAAGCAGAGGUCACCUGGUUCAUCUGGCCAAGGCUGUUGACCCCACUGGGGGCACUGGAUACCCAUCAGAGAAAGCAAAGGGGCCGAACAAGCACUGACCACAUCAUCACACGGGGCGAAGGACACUGUCCCCUGUCCCCUGGCACACAGGGGAUCUCCAGAGCCCAUGUACCCACCCAGCCUGGAACAGUUCUCACUUUUUUUUUUCUUUAAAUGCAAAAAACGCCCUCAGGAUGCAAACCAGUCCGAAGAGACACAGGCUACAUACAAAAACCAGACACAAGAAGCCUUGCAUUGCAUGUCUACAGGAAUCUACCAGGCGUGCGCACGACAACAACCACACCGACACAGCAGCGACACCUCACCUCCACCUAAACCACCCAAAGGCAUUGUUUUUGUUUCUUUUGUUACAGAAGGCCACUUUGAAAUAAAACAAAGAAAAAAAAGACAAGGAGCCCAACAGCAGGGGCAGAGCUGGCUCAGUGGGAUGAUGAACACUCCGGCCAUGCCGUGGGCGCGGAGAGCAGAGGCCGAUGCAAAGGGCUGGCCCCUCUGUCCAGCUCUGCUCAGGAACCAAAACCCAGCUGGGACAAUGGCCAGGGCCCAGUGGUGACACUGGAGCCCUUCUGGCCUUUGACACCCAGCACAGCCCCAGCACGGACAGACAGAUGGACACACACACACACACAGGGGCAGAAAAACCCCGACAGCAGCAGUUUGGCUCCAGCCCUUAUCUCCCCAUGUGAAACUGGGGCAGCAGCUGCCCCUCUCUGUGCCCCCAGGGACACUCGACCCCUCGGAUCCCAACUGCAACUGCAGAGAACAUGGGAAAUCAGAUCACUUCCCUUCCUCAGAUAAACUACACAGAUCUGGCUCAUUUUCACUGGUGAGGUCAGGAAUACAUUCCUGUAUCUAAAGUGUCAGCAUUAAGAGCUCUUCUCAGGACCAUUUUAAAGCAGCAGUUUGGGUUCUUUGCCCUCUGCCUGCACCUCCCUGGCAGUGGCUUUGGCAGGCUCAGGUUCCCCAUGGCACCACAGCCACAAACAUCUGCCCAGCUGCAAACACCCCGGCCCUGCUGGCUGAGCUCCAAGCACAAGCCCAGCUCCUGAGCAGGAUUUGGCUGUGGGCAGCAGCACAGGGGCUGCAAGGACACAAGAACCAACUCCACUGACCAACAGGCCCUGAGCCAGGGGUGACAGGACAGAAAAUCCUCUCAACUACUACACAGAAACCCCAUUUUCUAUUGUUUCUGUGGCAUGGUUACCAAUAACUAAUAUUAUUCAACAACAGAAGAGAUUUCUUGUAAACUUCAUAUUUAUUGAAUUUUUGGGGAACAAAUUAGAUCUUAUGAAUCCCCAAGUGUACAUAUAUAUUUAUAUAUAGCUUUCUCCAUAGGGAAAACAUCUAUUAAAGGAGGACAGACAUUCCUAAAGUGCCCCUUGUCAUACAGUACUGAACGGAAUUUCUAAGAGCAUCAGUGUAAAUCCAAAGUUUCUGAGCAGGAAUAACAGAGGUGGAAAAGGAAGGACUGUGGCUGCUCUUCUUCCCACAGAAUAGAGGGGAGUUUGCUGACUUCAAAAAACAAAAAGAAAAAAAUCCCAAA
Oenanthe melanoleuca is the source of this 9353-nucleotide messenger RNA. RefSeq names its product small G protein signaling modulator 2 (gene SGSM2). Bases 88 to 3234 code for a protein of 1048 amino acids. The transcript is spliced from 24 exons. The record is from RefSeq and is a predicted model, not a curated record. Lineage: Eukaryota; Metazoa; Chordata; Aves; Passeriformes; Muscicapidae. Gene Ontology annotation, molecular function: GTPase activator activity.